This is a messenger RNA of Nicrophorus vespilloides, 2078 nucleotides long. Its product is annotated as nuclear cap-binding protein subunit 3-like. Bases 40 to 1911 code for a protein of 623 amino acids. The transcript is spliced from 2 exons. Gene Ontology annotation, molecular function: RNA 7-methylguanosine cap binding; mRNA binding. NCBI's taxonomy places the organism in Eukaryota, Metazoa, Arthropoda, Insecta, Coleoptera, Silphidae. The record is from RefSeq and is a predicted model, not a curated record. Gene Ontology annotation, cellular component: cytosol; nucleus.
UGAUUGUAGCUGAGUUCAGUUUGUUUAAUACUUGUUAAGAUGGAGGAGGACGUCGGCGGUUCGCGUCCCAACAUUCGCGUGGAGAUCCACAACAAUCUCGUGAAUUCGAUGGAAGUGGACGAAGAGAGGGCGAGCGAAGGUGAGGAGGGCGAGAUCAGCGAUUCCAACGAGCUGGAGGACGUCAACCAGGACAUAACCUUCCUGACGAGACCCAACGCGAAGAUGGUGAUUCCCGACUCUGGAUUUUCAACUGGCAUCGAUAUAUUCGAUAAGGCUGAGCAGGAGAAGAGGUCGGGGAGGGCGAAAAGGUUCGCUCUGGACCCAAAGGAGAUCAACAAUUUCACGGAGGAGCAUCUGCAGGAGCUUCACAACAGUUUGGAUAUCAAUGCGGGUAACGAGGGAGACGUCAAGUUUGAAUCGUUGCAUAUACAUGGGGUGGAGGAUAUGAGCACUGAGGAUGUUCUGGAGUAUUUCGGGAAGUACGCACCAUCUACAAUUGAGUGGAUCACGGAAGAUAACUGCAAUGUGGUGUGGACGGAUAAGGUGUCUGCUGCUAGAGCUCUGUUUUACUUGUCGAAGGCGAUCCAAGGGAUCAUGGAGGAGAAGGAUUCGAGUAAAGAUGAGGACGAAGGGCGUAGCGUGCUUCUGAAGAGUAAGAAUCGCGAGGUGAUGAUUCAGGCGGAGAAGGAGAACGGGAGUGACGUGCAUAUAAGUCAGAUUGCUGAUCCGUUGCCUGCUGGCUUCUGGAGGUUGGGGGUGCCGCAUCAUAAGUCCAAGUGUAUUUUGAUGAGGUUCUCGGUGAAAUCGGAUGCGAAACCUGUGCGAGCUGAGAAGUUCGUUAAUUAUUAUAAUAAGAGUAAGAAGGUGGCGAGGGUGCCGAAGAAGGCGAUGUUUAAAGGGAUCUUCGAUAGGAAUCAGGAGAGUGGCGGUGGUGAUGGUGAGGAGGAUAACAAGAAUCCGUGGGGGAGUUUGGCGAGGAAUUGGUACGAGGAUAUAAAAUACGCGGAGCAGGAUUACAAGCCGCCCGUGCAGGAGGAGGUGAAGGUGAAGAGUGUUGCGCUGCAGAACAGGUUGGGUUAUAAGAGGGCCGCGGUGCAGGAGGAGGAUAAGGACGAGGAGGAGGUGCAGGAGAAGAAGUCGAAAGUGCCUAGGAUGAGGAUGUAUGCGGAUGAAGAGGAGGAGAGGAUCAAGAGGCGGCAGCAGUUGAACGCGUUGAAGAAGGUGAACACGGAGCAGAAGACGGAUCUGCGAAGUAUACUGGGUAUCACGAAGAAGAAACCACCGCCGCCGCAGCAGCAGCUUCCAGUCGAGGAGCAGAUUGAUCUUGGUACGAAGUUGAAGAAUCGCAAGAGCCGGAUACCUCAGCAGCAUUCGGACGUUAGGGGACGGUUGGAAGAGCGCAGCUCGUUGAAAUCUCGCCUCUACACCAGACCCAAAUCACCGAAACGUCGAGGAAGAGCUUCAGAUCACGUCUCCGAAUACGAAGAGGAUUACGACGAUCAGAAGACCGGCAGUAAAGUCGCUGUUGUUAUUAAGAAGCAGAAGGCUCCGGCUGUGGCUUCCACUGUUUGGUCGAGGAUCAACGAGAAGGAGCGGCUGAAGACGGUGUCCGAGGGUAAGCUGCGCGUGCGUAGGGAUUCCAGUAGUAGCGCGUCCAGCAGCUCUUCUUCGAGCACGUUCUACAGCGAGGACACGAACGAGGAGUCCGUGGACGAGCCGAUGGCGACGCUGGAGGAGGAGAACGUUCCUGCAUCUGUUGUCGCUGCAGGUGGCGGUGAUGAGGGAGCGCCGAGGAAAGGGAUCUUCGAGAGGCCCGGGUUCAAGAACAACGUGAGUCUGCAGUUCAAACCCGGAGAUCACAAGAGUCCGCUGCGGAUCGAAAUAAAUAACGAUCAUUUUAAGCGGAAAUGAACGAGCGUCCACGAGCAAUCAAUUAAUUUUAUUUUACGACAUUCAGACACACCCUUCUCUAUAUAUAUAUAUAUAUACAAUUCUUGUAUAAUGUACAAAUGUUUCAUAUAUACAAAUUAAUCUAUUUUGUGAAAGUAUCGACAAAUCGAAUCAAACGGAAAAAUAGA